Messenger RNA from Lathyrus oleraceus (garden pea), 1465 nucleotides. RefSeq lists its product as uncharacterized. The record is from RefSeq and is a predicted model, not a curated record. The coding region runs from base 809 to 1306 and encodes 165 amino acids. NCBI's taxonomy places the organism in Eukaryota, Viridiplantae, Streptophyta, Magnoliopsida, Fabales, Fabaceae. Gene Ontology annotation, molecular function: RNA binding. The transcript has 4 exons.
AUUUUUUUAGAGGCGUGUGACGCAUUCUACGAGAUGACAUGAGUAAAUCCCAUCUUAGGGUGAAUGUAGUAAUUGCAUCAUGGAUCAUUAACAGCCCAAUUCCACGCGACCUCCUUUGUUCGUCCUUGGAGAAAGAGAACAAAACCCUAACUAGUUUGUUUUGCAUCGGCUACCUACAAUCAACACUUCAAUUCUUCAAUAAGGGUGGUGCACAUUUGAUGCUUGGGUGUUUUGAUUGAAGUUUCAAUCGCCUCAUUUGCUUCCAUGGAUUCUAAAGUUUCAAUUGAUGAUAACGGUGACAAUAGACUCUACAUCGGCAAUCUUGAUCUCAGAAUUACAGAGUGAGACUCGCUAACCCCCAACAUGGAUUCAUUGUUUUUUUGGAAAAUGGUAACAUUUCUUAUGAAGGUUUGAUUAAGGAAUAAAAGACAGGUAGUAUGCUUUGAAAAGUUUAGGUUUUUUUUCGAGUUACCAAUGUAUUGAAUACUGCACACUUUUUUUAAUGAACACUUUUGACUCUUUGAUUAUUUUAAAUGUGUUUGGAUUUCAAUUGCAAGAGCUCAAAUGUGCAGACAUAACGUUUGAGUCAAUGAACCAAGAGAGAUAGAUUGUUUGAAACAUAGGUUUGAGUUAAGAAUUGAAAUCCAAACACAACUCCGUUGCCUUUACAAUUGGUUGUAGGAAUCAAGUUUUUAAUCACAGCAACAAUUCAGCUGCGUUGCGAUCCUUGUUGUUGCAAGAAUCGUGAUAAAUUGUUACUGGUUCCGCUUCAAUCGUGGUUGCAAAUACAUAAAAAUAUCUAGAUCUUAUGGCCUUGAUCGUUGUUUUAAACUUGGCAGGAACCUCCCCCCCAUUUCCAUGUGUUUUGUGCAUAUUCUCAUCUUUAUUUCAUGUUCCAUUAUUUUCCAGAGCUGCUCUUCUCAAAAUCUUUUCUCCUUACGGAAAGAUUGUGUCGGAGGACUUCUUGUGGCACACUCGAGGCCCAAAACGCGGGGAACCACGCGGUUUCGCUUUUAUUCAGUAUAGUGCAAAAGAGGAAGCAAUAUUGGCCAGGGAGAAAAUGCACGGGAGGCUAGCUUGUGGCCGGCCAUUGAUUGUCCGCCUAGCAAGUGAGAGGUAUGCUCUGGAAGUAGCAGAUAGCUCUACGAAAGCAGUCGGUGAAGGGCACAAGUUGCAUCUCACAGGUGGUGGCAUGGGACAGACGAGCCGUGGUGCGAAAAUUGCUGCAAUAAAGAACAAGUUGAAGUCUUUAGAGGAAGAUAACUCUAGGAACAAGAAACAAAAGCAGAGUGAUAAUAUAUCUUGAUUCAAUAAUGUUAUAUUACAAUAUGUAGAGUAAAGGAAAAUUGAAUGUGAUGCAGUUGUUUGCAACACUAUUAAUAUCUUUCAUUUAAUUUUUUGUUCGCUUAGAUAUGAAACCAAAAUUGUACUAAUUUGAGGUGGAAAGUGGGAUCUUAAUUCCAAA